This is a messenger RNA of Bufo bufo (common toad), 1754 nucleotides long. RefSeq names its product Fas ligand (gene FASLG). The record is from RefSeq and is a predicted model, not a curated record. Lineage: Eukaryota; Metazoa; Chordata; Amphibia; Anura; Bufonidae. Gene Ontology annotation, cellular component: membrane. The transcript is spliced from 4 exons. Gene Ontology annotation, molecular function: tumor necrosis factor receptor binding. Gene Ontology annotation, biological process: positive regulation of canonical NF-kappaB signal transduction; extrinsic apoptotic signaling pathway via death domain receptors; immune response. The coding region runs from base 59 to 814 and encodes 251 amino acids.
AUGAAGAUUAAAUCAGCUGAACAUCUAUAACAAGGACAGGCAUAAUCUAAGGCCCAACAUGCAGCAGCAGGACAUGCGAUAUGCACAGCAACCAGUGUUGUGGAUGAACCAGCAUGAAAGACCGAUAAUUCUGACCCCUUCAGCAAUGCAACCGCCUCUGCCAACGCUUACUUUUCCAGAUUUCAGGAAAAAGAGACGCAAAGAUGGAACCUGUACCUUCCUCGUGAUUAUUUUUCUUCUGGUCCUUUUAGCUCUGGCAGGAGUUGGACUGGGAACUUAUAAAAUCAUACAACUACAGAAGGAGCUGGAAGGAUUCAGAGAGUUUCCCAGUGAUGCAGAGCAGUCUCCUUCAUCUGAGAAGUUAAUAGGGCUGGAACAACACCCAGAGAAAAAAGAAGGCAGAUUAGCUGCACACGUCACAGGAAAAGAGAGUAAAAAUUUGCCACUCACUUGGGAAGAUCAAAUUGGGAAUGCAUUUACUGCAGGCAUUCAGUACAAAAACAAAGGACUAAUCGUGAAUAAAACAGGCCUCCACUUCCUGUAUUCCUCCAUCUACUUCCGGGGGAAGGAAUGUCCCAAGCAAGAGUUGACACAUAUUGUGUACAAGAAGUCCUUACGGUAUCCAGCAGAAAUCAAACUCAUGGAAAAUAAAGAGGAUCACAACUGUAUCCCGCGCGUUGUGUGGGGAAGACACAGUUACCUGGGAGCCGUGUUCAACCUCAGCAGUUCCGAUGUCUUGUAUGUCAACGUCUCCAAUGUCAACUUAGUUGGCUUUGAUGAAACAAAAACAUUCUUUGGCCUCUACAGAUUAUGAUAAGAACUUAACAGUUCCCAAAUACAUUAGCUUAGAUGAUUUUAUUUUGAAGGUAGCCUUCAUCUGAUGCAUUCCCCGUGUAAGGGAAAACUCAGGUUAUAAUCUUCUGGUAUCAUAAGUGAUAUAUGGAAGAUGUGAAAUGAGAAUAUUUUUGAGGUUGUUACAUCCUAGAGAUUUCUAUACAGUUUCCAUGUUUUAAUGGAUAUGAGUUAUUUUUCUCUUUUCUGACGUCAAGAAAUGUCUACGUCAUUGGACUGGUUCAUUUUCUUCUCGGUCAAUAUAUUGGGCAUUCUUUCGAAGGACUGUCUAACAUGUAUAGGCAGCAUUUUAAAAGGAACAUAGACACUGAAAUUUUAGGAUGAAGACUAAAUUCAUGGAUGCAUUUAUAAAGAUUAUCUAGGUAGACUGUCAUAUGAUGCAGGGGUUUGGAGGAGUAUGAUUGAAUCAGAAGCAAAGAUUGGGGACAGUGGAAUAGUUAGUAACAAUUCUUGCUGAACGCUUCUAGAAGGCUAAGGUUUUUGAGUUGACAUCAUACUCUACCGCUAUAAUUACCACUUAAGGGAUGUAAAGAUUCAGACAUUAAUCUAAUGCAAAAUGAAUUUACAAAUUCAUCACUGUGUCAACAAUUCCAGAAAUGAAAAACCUUGAAUAGUCUAAAUGCUGCAGUAAAAUAACUUGGAAAGUCAUUAAUAAUAAGAAAGAAAAAUAUGAAUUCUAAAUUUGUUCAGUCUCACUAACUAGUAAUUGCAAUGUAUACUGUAUAAAGACAGACAUAUACUGUAUAACUUUAAAGGGUGUCUGUUAGUAGUUUUGACCAUAGAUAACUGCUGCACAACUGGGAAGAGUACUGCAAAUAUACCUUUUGUGCAGCUUUUCUCAUCAGGAACAAUGUGAAUAUGAAGUUUUAUUCUGCCAAAUGAUGCCAAAAAGUACUCUCUGC